This is a messenger RNA of Cyanistes caeruleus (blue tit), 1736 nucleotides long. RefSeq lists its product as uncharacterized. NCBI's taxonomy places the organism in Eukaryota, Metazoa, Chordata, Aves, Passeriformes, Paridae. The record is from RefSeq and is a predicted model, not a curated record. Gene Ontology annotation, molecular function: metal ion binding.
CAAGGUGCAGGUGACCAAGGAGGGAGCAAUAUGGGAAGGUAGAAGCUGGAAAUAAGAAAUUAUAUUCCUUUUUUUCUCUCUGAUGCCAUGUACCUACAGGGAUGGAAGGUCUGCUGUGACAGCACCAGGUGGAGGAGGCUGAUGUGGCCAACCUGUGGACUAUGACAUUCCUGAGCAAUGGGUUGUGACCUUACUCCCCUCACUGCUUAUCUUGGGGUGACCAGAAGGUGAAAGGUUUUGCUGUCACUGAUGAGUGGGGACUGAUAUCACCAAGCAGUGGACUGUGACAUCACAGAAGGAAUGGAUGACGACCUUGUGUUCCUCACUGCUUCUACUCAGUUGGCAGAGCUUGGGCCAGUCUGGCUGCAGCCUGAACUCCAUCCAAGCAACAUUGUGAGGACUGGAGGAUCAAGCCAGGCUUCUCUAGUGCUGGGUGGUGCCUGUUACUGGCCCAUCUUGGUGCCAGCCUCAGAGCCAUCACUCCUGUUUUCCCUGCCCUGCCUGCUUCAGGCAGCCAAGCACUGCAGAUGCAGCACUGAGGGAGGUGGCAGCAGUGAGGGAAAACAGCCGCUGAUCCUUAUCUCUCCCCAGUGUGCUGAAGAGCACAAAAAUGUCCACAGAGACUGACAGCAACUUCCCCGUCCGCCAGGACACUUUUAAGGAUGUGGCUUCUACUUUGCCCUGUCACCACCAGUUUUGUCUGGGCUGUAUCCUGCGGUGGACACAGAGAAAUCCAGUGUGCCCACUCUGCAGAGGAGCAAUAGUGACUGUGCGAUUUUCUGAUCAUGGAGAAGAUGACUAUCUGGAGAUACCCAUCACAGUCCCUGAGGAGCUGCCAGAUGGCAGCAGCCAGGCAGAGAGAGCUCCUGGCUCUCUGGAUGAGAACAGCUCCCAUCCUCCUGUGGUGUCCCCUUCAUCUUCUCCACAGGGGACAGUGUCUCCAGCAGAGCAGGAAGGUUCAGGGCUGGAGUUUGUGGGGAGUGUCCUGCCUGAGGUCUGGGCAGAAACUUUCCGUCAACAACAGCAUCUCCUGGAAUCCGUGCGGCCCUGGCUGCAUGAGAGGCUGGCAGGAAUAUACCAGGGCUGGUGGUGGGUGGUAGAUGCCAUAGAGAGCAGCAUCUUGCAUGGCCUUUGCAUCCACGGGCCAAAUGCUGGGGUUCUGGUUGAGGUGCUGCAGCCUCUCCUCGAGGAACACACAGCACCACUGGUCCAUGAUGUGAUCAGCAUCAUUAUGGGCCAGCACCGUGAGGAGGCCCAGAGGCUUCUGCCCACAGAAGAUGAGAACAAUGGCCCUGAGGCCAGCUCCAGCUCCAGCUCCACCAGUUCCAGCUCCAGCUCCAGCUCCAGCAAUUCCAGGAUCUCCAGCUCCAGCAAUUCCAGGAUCUCCAGCUCCAGCAACUCUAGGAGUUCCAGCUUCAGCAGCAACAGCUGCAGCUGCAGCUCCAGCAGCAACAGCUGCAGCUCCAGCAGUUCCCAGCAAGGGACUCCCAACAGCAGCCCCACAGGCUCCGAUGAGGAGGAGGAAGCUGGUGCAUCAGAGGCUUCCCCCUGUCCAGGGCAUCAAUUGCAUCUGCUCCCAGGGUAGGGACUGAUUGUGCACUGGGCCCCCACAUGUCUGACAAAAGGAAGAGCCCGGGCCCUAGAACCCUCCCCAGGCCUGCCAGAGGCUGCUCCACCAGUAGCUCUAGCAGGGCUCUUGCAAACCUUUUUCAAGGAGAAGGAAAUAAAUUGUGAUU